Messenger RNA from Linnemannia hyalina, 825 nucleotides. NCBI's taxonomy places the organism in Eukaryota, Fungi, Mortierellomycota, Mortierellomycetes, Mortierellales, Mortierellaceae. The record is from the annotation of a GenBank genome assembly.
AUGGCAGCAUCAGGCCCAGCAUGCGCCACUGUCCGAAACACCUUGUUGCAGAAGCUUUUGAAUGAUCAUGGAAUUCUCCAACUGCUUCUGAACGAGUACCUGCCUGCGGUGUACUACGAACUGACUAACGUCAACGCCUUUGAGGUUGCUCAGCAAAUCGCCUCUCUGAUGGGAUCGGACACUGACAAAAUCAUGGCAGCCCCGGACGACAGUUUUAUCACCAGCUUCAGGGCCCACCGCGCCCUCGAGGCAUUCACCCGCCAGCUCAAGAACCUUCAUCUCGCCCCGACGGCAGCAGAAGGACGUACCUACCCGCCCCCACAGUACACGGCGCCGUCGUCGCCGUCAGCUCCACGAAAACGGGUGCGGGCGUCUCCGCGCUUGACUCAAGCCAUUAAAAAGUGCCUCAACCGCCGUACAUCAGCUCUCGGUGAGAUGCUGAGGGAGAUGAACAAGUUUGAAACGACCGCGGCUAUUCUUACGGAAGGCCUCAGAAGUACACAAAAGAAGUGGGACCUUCCACCUGUCGAAUCCUUGACGACGAUAGCUCACCGUCUGGAGAAUAGCAUCAAGUUAAUGAAGCAUACACUGACCGAGCUCCGGACCAGGGUCGCAGCUGACCUGACACAACAGCCGAAUGGGGCGAUUCAAUUUGCCCUCAUGGAGCAGCUCAAAAAGGAUCAAAAGGAACUCCAAAGAGAUAUGUUUGAGUACUUCCUUGCAAUGGAGCAGGAGAUGACCCGCAUGGUUUCACUUGGGGAUGGUAUUCGGACAGACGUUGAGGGGAUUGCCGCGCGAUACCUCGCCCAUAUGACUCACGUGUGA